UAGUGUCAUAACGCCUUGACUGUCUUCUUACUUUCCAUUUGAAAUUGUCAAAAAAAUUUCCUUUUUCAUAUUUUCAGUUUUGGUAUUGUGUAAAUUAAUCCUGUCAGAGGUGGUUAGUAACAGCCAUGCCAUUGAUUAAGUUGCAAUCCUCUGAUGGCGAAAUUUUUGAGACCGAUGCCGAGACAGCCAAGUGCUCGAACACCAUCAAGGCCCUGCUAGAGGAUUGCGGCCUGGAGGCAGAGUCGGAGGAGAAUCCACUGAUUCCCCUGCCCAAUGUCAACUCUUUGAUACUGAACAAGGUCCUAAUUUGGGCCAAGCACCACCAAGCUGACAUGGACUCGGACUUUGACAAGGAGGAGGACGAGGUUAAUCCCUUCUCAGAGCUAAGCCCCUGGGACGUGGAGUUUCUGACCAUCGAUCAGGGCACUCUCUUUGAGCUGAUUUUGGCGGCCAACUAUCUGGAUAUACGGAAGCUUCUCAAUGCCACCUGCCAGACAGUGGCCAAUAUGAUCAGAGGACACACGGUCGAGGAGAUACGCCAGACCUUUCACAUACCGAACGAUUUCUCGCCCUCCGAGGAGGAUCUCUUGCCCAAGGAGGAGGUGUCACUUGAACAGGAGGAUUUGGUCUCUCCAGACCUUUAAAUAAGGACCAUAAAUUACUUAAUAAAGUUUGUCAGAGAAACGGGACUAUAUUCUGAA
This is a messenger RNA of Drosophila kikkawai, 701 nucleotides long. RefSeq names its product SKP1-related F (gene SkpF). The record is from RefSeq and is a predicted model, not a curated record. NCBI's taxonomy places the organism in Eukaryota, Metazoa, Arthropoda, Insecta, Diptera, Drosophilidae. Gene Ontology annotation, cellular component: cytoplasm; nucleus. Gene Ontology annotation, molecular function: cullin family protein binding. Gene Ontology annotation, biological process: SCF-dependent proteasomal ubiquitin-dependent protein catabolic process.